Molecule: messenger RNA, 9926 nt
Organism: Pseudomyrmex gracilis
Lineage: Eukaryota; Metazoa; Arthropoda; Insecta; Hymenoptera; Formicidae
Gene: Prosap
Product: SH3 and multiple ankyrin repeat domains protein 3-like
Exons: 17
Coding region: 513-5564 (1683 amino acids)
Cellular component (GO): postsynaptic density; postsynaptic membrane; dendritic spine
Molecular function (GO): synaptic receptor adaptor activity; ionotropic glutamate receptor binding
Source: RefSeq, a predicted model, not a curated record
GCUCGGUCUUGCAAUCGAAGGUAUUGUCGGUCGUUAUAUGUUUCGCUCUUGUCGAACGUUGUCUUGUUCCGGUAAUGGUGCACUUGGCGAUCGAAAAGUGGUGAAGGUGAUUCCCGGCGAGAGAACUACCGUCUCCAGCGAAAUUCUCGUCCUCGACGCAACGACGCUCGCGAGGCGACGGAUCCUACAGCCGGAAAUACGCGACGAGUAAUAUCGGGGGUCGUAACGUCGCCAUAUUGCUGAGACGUACGACACCCUUCGAAGCGUGUUUUGCAACUCAGUGACAAAUACGAUACAAUACAAUACGGUGCGGUGCAGUGAUAUGAUAGUGGGUGGUUUUAAGUUUGUUUUUUUCGACAAUGACCGUUAGUGACAAGACAAUAAGAUUACGCGAUAAUUCUGGUGCCUGUUCGCUCGCUCUCUUUCUCGCCCAUCGGCUCUGCGAGGGUCGUUGAACCAGGAAUGUGAGCUAUUGAGACGGUAGGAUCCUCAGGAACCGCAAGGUUCUCGCAAUGGAGGCAGAAUCAAAGCAGCAGCAGCAGCCGCCGCAACAAUGUCACCAGCAGCAACAAGCUCAACAACAACAGCAACAGAAUUCGCCCGUGACACAACCUCAAGGUCAGAUGGCCGGCGAUCUUCAGAGUGGACUGAGUCAGGGUCAACAAAAUGCGGAGGACACACUUGCUUCAGCGGAAAACACCUCCGUCGACGAGGGUGUGCUUCUCGCGAGAAUCCAUGUGCCCGAACUCUAUGUCAGUAAAUGUCUGCAGUUUCCGAAAGAUCAGCUGGUCUGGGACGUGAAACAGCAAUGUCUGGCGUCCUUGCCCAAGGAGGUGGCCACUUGGUACAGGGAACUGAAGGAGAGCUUCAAUUAUGGCCUCUUCUGUCCACCGGUAAAUGGAAAAGCUGGGAAAUUUCUGGACGAGGAGCGUCGUCUCGGCGAUUAUCCUUUUAAUGGACCCGUUGGCUACCUGGAGCUCAAAUACAAGAGACGAGUGUACAAGAUGCUACAUUUGGAUGAGAAACAGCUCAAGGCGAUGCAUACCAGAACGAAUUUGCGAAGGUUACUCGAUUAUGUGCAGGGCAGUCAAGUCGAGAAAAUUGCGAAGAUGUGUAGCAAAGGACUGGAUCCUAAUUUUCACUGUCAGGAAACAGGAGAGACACCGUUAACUUUGGCAACGACUUUGAAAAAACCGUCAAAAGUCAUAAUUGCAUUGGUCAAUGGCGGCGCUCUGUUAGACUAUCGAACGAAAGAGGGUUUGACGGCGAUGCAUCGUGCCGUUGAACGCAAUAAUCUGGAGGCGGUAAAAACCCUCUUAGAACUGGGUGCUAGUCCAAAUUACAAAGAUACAAAGGGCUUGACGCCACUUUACUAUAGUGUCAUUUAUAAGACCGAUCCGAUGCUCUGCGAGACGUUGCUUCACGAUCAUGCAACGAUAGGAGCACAAGAUCUCCAAGGCUGGCAAGAAGUCCAUCAGGCAUGUCGCAACAAUCUGGUGCAGCAUCUGGACCACCUGCUCUUCUAUGGUGCUGACAUGAACGCGCGCAAUGCGUCCGGCAAUACGCCGUUGCACGUGUGCGCAGUGAACAACACAGACGCUUCGUGCAUACGUCAGCUACUUUUCAGAGGCGCGCAGAAAGACGCACUUAACUACGCAAAUCAGACGCCAUACCAAGUCGCCGUGAUCGCCGGCAACAUGGAACUUGCCGAAGUUAUCAAAAACUAUCAGCCAGAGGAAGUCGUACCGUUUAAAGGGCCGCCACGUUACAACCCAAAGCGGCGCUCGGUGGCCUUCAGUGGCACCUCUUUGAUGAUGACGACAAGCUGUUCGGCAAAUAAUUUGGGCACCCUCACCAGGAUACCGUCUACCGAACAACACGCGACAGCGUCUAGCGCCGGUAGUGGUGGUGGCGUCGUCGUCGGUACUCUCACCAGAACUGUCUCGGUGGAGCAGUACACGAAUAUUACACGAGUACCGUCCGCUGAGCAGUACGCCACCACCACGGCGGCUGUGAAUCUGAACCGAGUACCGUCCAUGGAGCAAUCACCUUUGUAUCCACCACCUCCGUCGUCCGGCACGUUCGUGCGAGUCGCAUCCGAGGAGAAAUACGCGCCAACGAGCGCAGUGCUCAGCCGCGCCUCGUCCGGUGAGCGAUAUGACACUGCCAGCCUGACCAGAGUACCGUCCUCCGAGCAGUAUCCUAUCGCAAGCACGCUGACCAGAGUACCGUCCACGGAACAAUAUCCGACUAACGCGGCGAGCCUGAGCAGAGUGCCGUCCACGGAACAGUAUCCCUCCACUGCUGGUGGUAACAGUGUCACGAUGAUCGGUCAGUCGACGACCGAAUCGGUUCACCAUAGAAGCAUUGGCAGAAUACCGUCCGUAGAGUCGAACCGAAACGACUUACCGAGAAUACCGUCCGAACAGAAUGCCCACCGACUGACGUCGGAGUACCAGAGUCCGAAUCCCAUGAGAGAUCCAAAUGUGAGAUUGCCGAGCGUCGCAGAGAAUUAUACAAACUUACGAAUGGAGGGCCUCACAAGGCUACAAGAGCACCGACUCGAACUGCAACACCGUCUCGAUAUGCACAGAACGCAGAUGGAGAUGCCGCCGUCGCCGUCACCGAGCAGCAGGAGUUUAGCGCCUUUCAGCUCGGCCAGCUCGAGCUUGUCUGAAGGCAGCAAUCAGCCGUCCGGCGAGGAUUCGGCCAGCAUCGUCACAGACAAAAGCCUCGGUGACACAGCAUCUGACGUGAUCAGCGAUAGUUCCGGGGUGGGUACCUCGCAAUCCGAUACGACCAAUUCAUUAUCUAUUCCCGGCACGACGGUGGUUUGCGUGGAGAGCUACAACAGCGGGAUCACUGGCCAUCUGACUAUCAAUCAAGGAGACAUCCUUGAAGUCACCGGUGCUACCGACUGCGGUCUUCUAGAAGGUGUUUUACGCGGACAGGGUACCGGCUUAUUCCCCGCGCAUUGCGUUCAGGAAGUCAGAUUGCGUCACACAAAUAUACCUCUAGGUCCGCAACCCACGCGAGACGGCCGGAACCGAGUUCUGGGCCGCAGGGAGUCGCAGCAUAAAUAUUUUGCUACGGCACCCAGAUUAAAGAAGCCAGUUACGUCGGAGCCACGUACUGUUGUUCUUCAUCGUUCAAGAAAAGGUUUUGGUUUUGUAUUACGUGGCGCCAAAGCUACUUCGCCUCUCAUGGAAUUAACCCCAUCUGCCAGGUAUCCGGCGUUACAAUAUCUGGAUGAUGUCGACCAAGGAGGAGUGGCCGAUCUUGCAGGUCUCCGAAAAGGAGAUUUUCUCAUUCAAAUCAACGGCGAAGAUGUAACAACGGCGUCUCACGAACACGUAGUUGAUCUGAUCAGGAAAUCGGGAGAGCUGGUACGAAUGACCGUAGUUUCACCGGUGAUUAGUCUUCCGAAUUCCCAGUCUGCGGCCGCGCUACCAACUAGUCAACCUAUCCAGAGACAGUACGCAACUUUGCCACGCAAGGGUAACAACAAUGUAGUGAUCGGUGGUACGCUUGGCAGGUCUCCGGCGCCCAUACCACCGCGAAGAGACCCGAAAACCACGCUAAGCGUGGGUCGGGCGAGAGCGCGAUCGAUGGUCGCAGGAUUAGAGGGAGGCGGCGAAAGGGAUGAGCGUGAUGACAUCACAUCAACCGGCGCAAAGUCGAGCAGCGCGGAGUCGAUUCAUAUGCCGCAGCAAUCGUCGACUGGAUCAAAUACCGGUCAGAACACUCCGGUGCAACCCAGAACAGCCAGUAUCCGAUCGCGGCCAACUUCCAGCAGAAUUACCGCCGCGGAACUCGAAGAACUAUUUCAGCGGCAACAGGGUAGCGCCGGCGGUCAGUACAGCUCGUCCAUGAUGAGCUCGUCUCACUUUCAGACUACCGGUCAAUCCACCAAGUCGCAUCCGUCGUCGCCCGCCAAGACCGGCAGGGUGUACGCGAGCGUAGCGGAGAUGAAACGCAAGGGCAAAUCGCACUCGAGAGUACGCUUUUUCGGUGGCUUGGGCGGUGGUUCCGAUCUCCACAGGGACUUUCAUAGCACGCCCGAUCUCAACGUGCAGGUACAAUCGUCAUCGAUACUCGCACCCAAGUGCCAUCGAAGUCAAGAGGAUGUAAACGCCAUAAACGGCAGAAAUGGACUUCCACCACCGAACCAUCCACCACCACCUCCUCCGGUCGGACAAGUUGUUAAAGUGAAUGUUGGUCCCAAUAUGCCGGAUGUUGUUACGCCUGCUUCAGUCUACGAUAAUAUGGCACACAUCCAGCAGGUCAAAGAACUCGCAGCAGCCACAGUCGAUGGUGGCUACGGAGUGAUGUCGAGCUUCCGGCCGUCGAACAGUGCGAAGCUGUACGCCUCGCCGGAAGACAUGAAGACCGUCGGCUAUCGUUCGCGUAGUUUGCCAGCUCACACCAAUCGCCCGCAUCUUAGGAAGUCACACAGCUUGCGCAACACGCCGAGCAGCACAACGUUCAAGCCAACGAGUUUGAAUGGCAGCCAGCAGACACUUAACACCAACGUCGGCAGCAUCAACAGCAAUGGGAACGGCAACAAUUCAGCCAACAAUCAAUAUGCACAACCGCUGAAAACCAACAGAAGUCACAGUACGGCUGGUAUUCGCGAACGGAAGAAGAAAACCGUUGUGAGCACCAGCUCGUCUGUCACGAAUCUUUCGUCGAACACAUCCGGUACGAACGGAACAUCCGCACCACCUUCUGCGGCGCCACCUAUCCCUGAGCCGGAUUACAGUCUGUCAGAGUCGGAGAACGACGAAGGUGAGGACGAAACGGAUGAGGAUGGCGAAUCGGAAAUAGCAAAGGAACUUGAAAAAGCAGCAGCGCGAGAAAAAAUAGAAGCGACCAAAGAAACCUCGGGCAACUCCAACACGUCUGGCUCGAGUUCAUCAGGCAGCGGCUCGUUGCCGCAUUCGUUUAGCGUUGAAGAAAUUCAGAAAGUGCGUACGCAGCUCAAGUCUUCCAAGAGCCAUCCGAACGAUUUCGGGUUGUUGCAGACUCAACAGUCGCUCGCUGAGGAUGGUGACAACAGCUCGAGCGGCGUCAGUUCAGAUCAAGAUGUGCCGGUGGGCCCACCUAUGGGUUUCGACGACACCGCUAUGCGAAACCUAGCCAAUCAGGAAAACAGUCAAAACUCUAUUCCAAGUGGUGGUACGACUCUGAUGACCGGUGUUAGUUUAGUUGAGAAAGAAAGCACUCAAAUCAAACGACCAGGCUACGGCGGCAGUGGAUUGCUGACCAGGCAUGCGGUCAGCUUGGCGCAGUUACCACCACCGAUUGAAGCUGAUGCCGAAGAACAAAACAAUGAUUUGUUCGUGCCACCACCACCGGAAUUCAAUGCCGGUCCGUCCGCAGGCGGCCACGAUCAAGAAGUAGUAUUUGCGCCGCCGCCGCAAUUCUGCGAUAAUAAACAGCAGCAGCAGCAACCACAACAACAACAACAAACAACUACUUCGCAGAAUCGCGUCAAGAUAAUCGGUGCAAUUCCUAAGGUCGCCGGAAAUCAGGUGAAAGCAUCAGGUGGACGAUUACCGUAAAGAAAAAGAUAGUAUUCGAUCGCAAUAUGAUCAUGAUUCACUCGCGUAUUACUUUCUCAGAGAAAAAACACAAGAGGAAUUUGUAAUGGUAGUUCGCGAUUUCAAGAGUCAAUAUAUUUAGAGUCUUUCUGCCUUCUCGGUAGUGAUCGCUGCGUGACAAGCGUAUUAUUAAAUUCUCGACCUUCAAAGAUCGACGAUCUAUCGUAUGUAAGAGCGCAAUAGCUUAAAUGACUUUCCCAAGGGUAAAUCUAUAUUCUAAUCUAAUCGAGCAUCUAGUAAAUCGUAGGAAGUAACUGACGAGAUAUUCGAAAGCGCGUUUUUCUAAGUAAGUUUUAUGAGUGUUGAGCGUAUGUCUGAUUGCAUCGUAAGAAGGUUGAUUUGUCGCACAUAAAUGCAAAAUCAAUUGCAUUUGUCCGUCAUUACCAUCACAUUGUGUAUCAUUCUGUUCACGGAUGAACGACUGACCAAGUUGAACACUGAUUCGUUGCACCUUAAAAAGAGAGAGAGAAUAAGAGAGAAAGAGAGAGGGAGCGACCUAAGAAGAAAACGUACUGAACGGAUAAUAAACGUAUGGAUGAAGAAAAAUGACUAAAAAAAGGAAAGAAAUAAUUACAUGUACAAAUCGUGUGACUCUAUGCAAUGCAUAUCGGUUUUUCAUGUUUCUAUCAACUCUGUGUGGUGUGUUUUAAUACUUUUACACGAUACGACACUUUCUGUCUCUUAAAACACAUAAGUAAGCACCGAGGAAUCGCUUCUUAAAAUCAAUCAAUUUCAAGUAGAGAUAGUACAUUUCGACAAAUUUGCUCACUCUCACUUUCCUUGAUAGCUGAAAGCUAUCAAUGACCAAUGAUUUUCGAUGAAGAUGAUGAUGAUCGUGCGAAGAAAUCACGCAACGGAUGAUCAGUUGUUACUCGAGCACGUCCUGUUUUUUCUAAGUUUAACUGUGUAGCAUUUUCUCUCUAGACACUGCUCAAACGCCUAAUCGCAAAAGCUCCAUUCGAAAUCAUUAGAGAGAGAGAGAGAGAGAGAGAGAGAGGUUCUUUUUAGUUGAUAAUUGCAAAUAUAUUAACAUUAAAUAUAUUAAAAUUAUUAUUUUAUUUUAUUAUAGUAAUAUUAUAUAUUAAACUUGUUAUAUAAUUGUAGUCGGCUACAAGACUACUUUCCGUGUUAUUCGAUAAAUCGCAGUCGCGUAUUUAUAAAACCUUAUGUUACAUUAUCUUUAUAAUAACGCACCAUCACUGUUGCAGUCUGUGUGAAGUAAAACUUGCAUUUUUUUUCAUCCAUUAUAUAAAAACAAACUUCCUUGAGCCGGAAAACGAUGUAGACUCCUCAUAUUUUGCGUAUUUUUAAUCAAGAAUUGCAGAAAUCGCAGACAAGAAAUCAGAUACUACGAAAACGUAGAAUACGAUUUUCUUCUAGCAACGAUCGACUCACAUUCUCAAACUCUCUCACGUAAACUCAAGACUCAGUGUUUUUUCCUGCAAGUCAAUCAACCGUUUCGAUGUACAUACGCGUGUUAUUCGAAUCAUAAUAUCUCCGUGCAACUCACGCGCGUCUAGAUGCAACGAAGAAUCACGUGGCUCUCGAAAAAUGCUACAUGUAUAUAUAAUUAUAUAUUGAAUAAAAACGAAUACAAACCACGUUACGUAAGUAUAUCUUCGCAAGUAUUUCUAUAAUUACGAGCGAUCUUCAUUAUUAUGUUCCACAUUCAUUGUAGUAGAUUUACAUAAGCGAUCAAAAAAUUUCUUAAUCGAAGUCUCCGCACGACUUAGCGACUUUGAAGAAAGAAUUGCAUUUCGUAUAGCAUAUGAACGAGCGCGCGUAGGUGGUUGCGUACUUUUUUCAAGUAUAAAAUAUUUUAAGUUAACUAUGAUAUUGAGUUUUUUUCUUCAAUAUUGUUUUUAUCGUUUUCAUUUUUACUACCUAGAAAUACAUAGUAAAAAUGACACAGAUAUAAUUCUGUAAAAUAUUUACAGUACAGUUUGCAGUAUUGUCUUGAGUGUAAUAUUUUAUAUGAAAAUUAUAUAUUGAGAAUAAAAACAAUUUUAGAAAAGCCAGUAGAUUAAGAAAUCUACAAAAUAAGUUAAGAAAUUGAAAUUGUCUAUGCAUUUUAGUUUUUGUGCUUGUUUUUAAAACUUAUCUUUACAUACAAACAAUGUUCCAAUUAUGAUUGUGUGUUUUUAAAAACUGAUUUCAAGAUUAUUUAUAUAAUACAAAAGAUUUCAUACACACACAUUCUAUAUUUCCAGUAAUACAUACAAAAUUAAAAAAGUAAUAAAUAUAUUCAUUCAAGACUACUUAUAGUUCUGAGUGUGUGAACUGUCUCACAGAUAAAAAAGCAAUGCCACAUGCACCGCUCGGACAAUAUAGCAAACAGAAAGAAAUCGGUUGAAAGGCGAGGCUCUAUUUUUCUUUGCCGUGACGUGUCCGUCGCGAAACCACGUGCAUCGGACACGCAGUUCGCGGUUAAGAUAUUAUAAAUAAAUACAUAUAUACAUAUAUAUAUAUAUAUAUAUAUAUAUAUAUAUAUAAAUAUAUGUUAUAUAAAUUAUAUAACAUUCCUGCCAAAAGUAAUAUAGUAGUCUUAUAUAUAAAAAAAAGAGAGUUAACGUUGCGUGCAUCACAUAAGAGAACAUACUUUGUAAUCUAGUUGUUCCCUGCAUCUCCCCGUCCGUUUCUCUCUUCGAACUCUCGUUUCUCUUCCGCGAUACUCCGCACGAUUAAUCGGUGAACCAGCGAUUUCAGUAUUGUUUACGAGCGAAAUCCUUCCAAAAAAAAUUCUCCGAUUAUUUUGACGAGAAAUCCGAUCGCCAUUGCGUGCGGUUCUAUCUUUCUUGUUAAAAUCUACUAGUAAAAUAUUUAUACGUAUAUGUAUAUAUACAUACACACACGCAUACACACAAGCUGUUCUCUAUUCAAGGGUUAAUCGGUCGCAAAAAUUUCGACAACAAAAAGAAGUACGCCGUCGAUUCAUCGCGCUGAAAUGUCAGUGCGCACGUGUUUUGUAAUUAAGUAUCUUUAACGCACUAAGAUUGAAAUAUAUCGCGAUGUAAAAUUUUGCAAUUUUAAACAGUUUUAUAAAAUUAGUUAUUUCUUUUUGAGAAUCAUCUGAUUUCUUCUUUACAUUCCGGAAAAUAAUCCGCGUUAACGAUUAAUCCGCGUCUCGUAGAGUGGAUAAAAUGUAGUAUACAGGGUAUACCAGAAAAGAAUUUAUUCGCGUGUAUUUCUCUAAACACUGUAUAUCACGUUCCGAUAAGAGAAUAGCGAGUGCAAAAGUAUGGUCAUCGAGAACUGACUCGGUGAUUGCACUGUGACCGACUGAAAGUUUGAAAUCAUUUUUUAUUAUCUCUUAGCACUCUUAUAUUUUAAUCUUGCUCAUAUUUACUUAUCUUCCAUCUCUCCUUUUCUCCUCAUCAGUCUUUAUCCUCAACAUUUCAGUUAAAUAUCAUUAUAAUAUCAUUAUCAAAACAAUUACUAUUAGUAUUUUGUAUUAUAGGUAUUGUAUUGUAAAUUGCGAAGUACACACACAUGUGCAAUGUUUCGACGACGAAUAAUAAUCGAUCAUGUUCAACUAAUGCAUCAGAAGUUUUAUUUUAACCUUCACCAGGAUAUAUAAAAGAUACUUUAUAUAUUUUAGUCUGUUUUUUGUUUUUUUUUUCUUUUCUUCUUUUUUUUUUAAAAAAAAAGCUUAAUUAUACAAAUUGAAAACGAAAAUCAGAGAGCCACAACAGUCCAAGGUGAACGUAGAUAAAUAACAGAACGCAGUUUAAAAUGGGACGUUUUGAUCGGAUUUAUUAAUCAUCUUCAGCAUACUGUAAAAACAAAGUAAUGAGUGAUACAAUACAAAUAAAUUAAAAUAAACAUCAAAAGAACUGGAAUACAUCCGUUGAGCAAAAAGAUAUUGAAUAUGCAAAAGUAUAAACAAUCAGGUACACACCUAAGACUGUUGUGAUUUUUGUUUUCAAUUUGAUUUCAUCGAGCCGUUAAGUUAAACUAUUUACUUUAUUAUACAAUUUGUUAAUUAUAUAUAUUUUUGUUUAUAUAUUUAUAUAUUCAUAUUUUAUAUAUAAUUUGUAAACUAGUAUCUCCCAUUUUGAAUAUUGACACAAUAAUCAAGUUGUACAUGCUACUGUCAAAGCACAGUAAUUAACAAAAUUUUGCUAUAGAACUCACUUUGUUUAACAAGCACUAUUUGGUUCUAACUUUGUGUUUUAACGGUAACAUUAUUAGUACCUGAAGAGCAUUAAAAUUUCUUCCAAAGAUUUACUAACAUUGAGAGAAAAAAUUGUUUUCUUUCUCUUAACACAAGCUAUUUUAUAUUAUCUUACUCGGGACAAAGAAAGCAUCUAAGAGCGAUUUUUU